UAAAACACUCGGUGAGAAACCGAAAAUCUUUUAACGUACCGUUUCGUCCAUCUGGUCUGUCGUUGCGAGGCCUCGGCGCCCAACCUCGUCAGUUUCAGUCACGUUCUCACCCGUGUCUUGAUCUCUGUGCUAACCUGCUUGGUUUGAUCACGUCUUCCGCUGCCCUGUCGAGACUGUAAUAACGCGCUCAUUGGACGAGAGCUCCGGUAAAUGAUGGACCAGAGCAGAAACUCGCGUGUGACUGAAAUUCGGUCCGGUCGGCAGUGACGAAAUGCCACCGCGUUGUCUUCGGGAUCCGAAUGCGCAGUCACGCUACUUUCGCAGCGUCUUUGGAUGAAAUGGAUUACGACUAAUGUAAAUAGGGACUGAGUCUGUGAAAUGUAAAGUGCCUUGUGAUUUUGUUAAGUUUUGUAAUGAAAGCUUUAAUGUGAAUAUUGUUAAACAGCGGCAUUCGGACUGACGACCACAGUGCUUACUGCUAGAGGCUGCAUAGUAGUGCCGUCUCUUAACUUAUUUAUGAUUUACGCGAAUUAGAAAACCAGUCGUGAGAUUCUCGCUUCUUUGCCUUUGGUCUAGCCGAAUUGUUCGUAUAUUUUAAUUUUUGCUUCGGGGCUGUCGCAGUGGAGGUUCCGUUGAUCGUUGUUUCGAUUUGGUUCCAGUUUAGGUUGACUUUUAAGGGACUCUGCUCUGGUGGACUGAAGGUCCAGUCGUCAGGCGCCCGUGUUGCCAUCUGCAGAGCGUUGAUAUACCAACGAGGCUGUUGUUGGCUUGCCUCGUUGUGUAAAGAUUUCUGAUGAAACUGUAAAGUGUUGGUGUUUUGGGACGUGUGGGAGUUGUAGUAUCAGACGGGGCUCGUUGUAACUCGGAAGCAGAUUGACGCCUUCGUUAUCGAUAAACUGCAUCGAGCGUCGAAGAUAUUCCUAUGUUUCAGCAGAUAUUUGCGUGGUCAUCUUCAGGGUGGUGAGGGCGAGAUGCUGUCAGGCGGAGAGCCACCGUGUCAUUUGAUGAAACAGGCGAUGAGUAACUGAUGAUUUCUCGCCGUCAAGUGUGAGGAUAGCGACUCUUUUCUCAGAUGUCGUGCCAUGUAGUCUGGUAGAAAUCGACUAACAUUUCAGAGGUGCUUACUGCGUGCAUCUUCAGGGUGAUUAUGCAUUAUCCCAGGAGGCAGUCAUCGUCAGGUUAUGGAUAAAGCUAAGAGUGACGACGUUGUUCACUCUGAAGAUGGAAGCUGCUGUACCUGGCGGAACAUUUGGUGGCCUUCAGUAAAUGGCCCAGGUUAUCAGCUUGACGUGGAAGACGGAGUUAGUCAUUAAUCUGUAGCCAUGGAAACCAGAAGACAUCCAGUGUACCGCCUACAGAUUCUUCUUCUUUGAUACCCCGGGAGCAAAUAGUGGUCGAAGAGGUUCUUUUUCCUGUGUGGUGCCGGUGUUUAAAUUUCCUUCGGUGGCAAGUGGACGUCGUCACUGCUCUCGGAAGAGAUCAGCUGCGCUGUUGAAUAAAGUUCAUUGAAUUUACUGGCAAGGAAGCAUUUGAAUACUCAGGAUGCAGACCAUUGCUAUCUCCUGUAGCACUAAGCACUGACGCGUCGUUCGGUCGAUAUUACGUCGCAGCGUGCUACUGCCUUACUCUGUGAUACAGGAACGCUGGUCCGUCGUCUUCUCAGCAAUAAAGGUGCGUACAGUGUUUUGGUACUUACGUUUGUGUUCGUGUUUAGUAAGUUGUAAUUUUUUCUAAUGCCUACUUUUUGUUUCUCUUUUGCGCGGUGGUUGCGACUGGAUUUUGAGCGCAAGAGGAGGACAAACGUCUGUUGUUAGCGAACUCUGAUUCCGGAAGACAUGCCAGUCAGGAUCACACUCUCUUGCAAGAAGGGAUGGACCAGGAAGACUACGGAGUAGGCUACAUCGAGGAGGACCAUCCGCUUCGUCCAGAGGCGGCAGCACAGUCGCUGGCGCUGUUACAAGUACCGGAUAAAUCCGGGCGCUCCAGGAACACCUCCAUAUCGUCCUCUGUGACUGACCUUGACGCGCCCAUCUACACACGCGAUGACUCGCGGUCUACGCGCCAGCAUGGUUUCAACGGGCGCCUAGUUUUCGCAAUUGCCGCUGCGGCGCUCGGGUCGGCCUUCCAACAUGGCUACAACACUGGAGUUGUAAACGCACCCCAGAAGCUCAUCGAAGACUGGAUUAAAGUGACCGAACACAACAGGACAGACCAGGUCGUGGAUCAAUCGAAAGUGACCAUCAUAUGGUCUAUCGCUGUAGCUAUCUUCUGUGUGGGUGGUAUGAUAGGAGGUGCCAUCACGGGCAUCGUCGGACGGAAGGGCGGUCUCCUGCUCAACAACGUGUUGGUUGCGGUUGCUGCCAUCUUUGAAGGUGUCUCAAAAGCCGCAGGAUCGUACGAGAUGAUCAUCAUUGGCCGAUUUUUCAUCGGUAUUAAUUCUGGACUGAAUGCUGGCCUGGCACCGAUGUAUCUUGCUGAGAUCUCACCAGUUCAUCUGAGAGGAGCGGUUGGUACCGUGUAUCAGUUGGUCAUCACCAUUUCCAUCCUGGUGUCACAAAUUCUGGGCCUGGAAUCAAUCCUGGGCACUGAGGAAUCCUGGCCGGUCCUGCUGGCAAUCACAGUGGUCCCUGGGAUCUUCCAGCUGGUCACACUCCCCAUCUGCCCUGAGUCACCAAAAUACUUGCUGCUUAGUAAGGGACAAGAAAUGGAGGCCCAGAGAGCACUGACCUGGUUGCGAGGCACUAUCGAGGUUCAUGACGAGAUGGACGACAUGCGCAAUGAGUAUGAGGCGAUGAAGCUUGUCCCCAAGGUGACCAUCAAAGAGAUGUUUGUCAAUGCGACUCUGCGUAUACCACUCAUGAUUGCCAUGAUGGUCAUGGUUGCUCAACAGUUAUCUGGAAUCAAUGCUGUCAUGUUCUUUUCGACGAAGAUCUUCAGGAUGGCGCAGUUGGACGACAAGAGCGCACAGUAUGCUACGUUAGGGAUGGGCGCGGUGAACGUGUUCAUGACGCUUGUGUCGAUGGUCAUUGUGGAGAAGGCAGGCCGCAAAACGUUGCUGCUCAUUGGAUUUGCUGGCAUGUGUGUUACCACUGUGCUGCUCACCAUCAGUCUUGCCUACGUGCAGAAUGCUGCGUUGUGGGUGUCAUAUGUUAGCAUUCUGCUGGUCAUCCUCUUUGUAGUCAUGUUUGCGAUCGGACCCGGAUCCAUCCCUUGGUUUCUGGUGUCGGAGUUGUUCAACCAAUCGGCACGAGGAGCGGCAACAAGCCUUGCUGUUGCGGUCAACUGGACUGCUAACUUCAUCGUUGGCAUUGGCUUCUUGCCACUGCAGGAAGCUAUGGGUGGAAAUGUGUUCAUCAUCUUUACCAUCCUGCUGGCUCUGUUCGUCCUGUUCGUUUACAAGAAGGUUCCUGAAACGAAGAACAAGACAAUAGAGGAGAUCAGCUCCAUGUUCCGACAGAUUUCUUACCAGUGAAGCGGUGUGGAUUAUGUGGUUUAGAACUUGGAAGAGUGCUGCUGUCUGAUGUGCAGCAUCUGUGGCGAAGUUCUCAAGAUGACCCUUAAUUGUGAUGUCUUCUCUUCAUUCGUGUUCUUGUGCUGAAAUAUUUGCUGUUUGCGAAGAAUAGGUUAGUGGCAGGGAAAAUGACCUUUUUCCGUAAUUUUAUAAAUGUGGAAAAAGGAAUGAAGUAUAAUUUCUUUAAGACUUCACCUACUUUUUUAAUAUCCACAAGUUCUCUUUAUGUCGGAAACAGGUUGGCUUAUGUGUACUUGCGUCUGAUCUCAGUAAAGAGAUGCCUGUGACGUGGAGUUUAAAUGAUAUUUAGUCACAUAUAUAUCUCCAUUUGUAUUUGUCAUUUAAUUUAUAUACAUGUAAUAGAAGAAUAGUAUUUUUAUAAACAAGCAAAUUUUUUAGCACAUUUACCAGCUAUUGAAGAUGAACGUUACAGGUCCGAUUAAUACGAAGUGAUGAACAGUCUUUAUACAGGGAAAUUUGCAUGUGUGGAGACAGCAGCAGUUAUGAUGCGCUGACGUCGGAACAUACUUGCUCUCAGAGCCAAUGUAAUGGUUUAUACUGAUGGUUGCACCAACAUCUUGUACAUUGUAAACUUGUUUAAUCAGUAUUUGUACUGUCAUAUUUUUCUGGGCUGUUUGAGGUAUCAGCUUCAAGCCAUUUGGCCUUUUUUCCACCCCUUUCUUUAUUUGAAGUAAUUGCAAUAGUCUGAUUGCUCAGUUCGGAAACAUCAUGGAAAAUACUUAUUCUUAAAGAGUCGAUCAAAUGACUCUACAUAUAGAAACUUAAGCAGGAGGGAUGAAUCUUCAGAAUGCUCUUUGCUGUAUUUGAAUCCACUGCAAACAAAAUUCAGCAUCCCCUACUCUCGAGUCCAGCACGAUGCCAGUGCACACGUAAAACCACAAGUGAGUAGCAACAUUGUGAUAAUGUGCUGGGUGUCCAUAUCUGUUGAUGACCUCAAGGGUGGUGAUAAAUGAUGAUGAAAGGUUGGUAUAAUGGUGAAUGGUGAGGGAAAGUUGAUGUAAUCAGAGAAAGCCUGUCCCAGUGCUACUUUGUUUGUCGGAAAUCCAGGAAGGACUACCUGGGAUUGAACGUGGUACUCGGUUGUUGGACACGAGUGCCUAAUUGUCGGUGGUGACGAACUGUCCGAACAUUGUUUUAGUCGCUCUGAUAUGAAAAUAAAGCAGUCAGUAGGAUUAGAUAAAAGUUAAUGUCGUAAUAUAUUUUUAUAAUUGCUGAGCUUAUUUGAUAGUGAGUUUCGAAAGAUCUUUUUGAAGCAUGUUAUUAUCCGAUCAUGUUUUCUCUGCAUCCAGUCUAAGACACAUUUUCUAGAUUUAUAGUUGGUGUACCGUCUUGGUCAAAGUGUUUCAAACCGUGGGCUAGGCUGAGUUGUUGGUGUGCCAUAUUGGACAUCUCUGCCAAAAUGUUGACCAUAAUUUAUCAUUUGUUUCUCAACCAACCUGCAUGCCAUGAAAUUUUUAGUCCAGUUGCAUUUCUACACAUUGACAGCAGUUCAGAAAGUGUGGUAAUAGCAGUGACAUUUUGUUUAGCCCUGUUCUGUCUUGUCAUUGACCCGUGUUGCUAUUUCUUUGUUAUACCUUGGUAUUUUUCAUCAUGUUUGUUUUGUACCAAUGAUAUUCUUGCCCAGAAUUUAUAUCUUUAAUUUUAAUAUUUUCCUGUGCUCCUCUCUUCAUUUAUUACUUGUUCGUAAAAUAUCGUCCAUCUGUUACGUCUCUCUGCGAACUGUAAUGCAUAUCAUAAUGAACUAUAUAAAUUAAAGUGUAACAGUGUAUGGUAUGACAGGAAUUUGAUGUGCUUUGUGCUGUGCAGUAUUUUAGUGUGCAGAGGUUGGGAAGCCCUGAUCUUAAUAAAUUGAGAUGUCUGCGUUAUUCAGUUAGGGCUUUUAUUUUUGUACAAAGUAGCAUCGGGCUGAAAUAAAGUUAUACUCGAGAGUGGCAGCGUGAAAACUGUUUUACCAACUUUUUAUUUUGUUAUCAUUCAUAUUUACAGUUGGAAGAACUUUAUUGUUUUAAUUAUAGGUUACCUAGAACUGUAUGUUAGUUUUAAAUUUUUGUACCGUCUUGGCUAAUAUUUUUUAUGUUAGUAUGUAGCUAGUCAGAUGUCAAGGCGCCUGAGUCGAGGGUGCUGCACUGAAGCACUUCGUGUCAUGCUGUCCUCAAUUUGAUCAAGAACUGGUACUUGUACACUUUCAUUUCUUAUUUUACGUUUAUACUCGAUAAAAAUUUAAUUAGAAAUUUGAUGUGGAAUUGAACCCAGCUCAUAACCAGUCAUGUUUGUAAUGAUGUCUUAUAGGGAGCUGAUUCUUUCUGCAGAAUAGAGCCAAUUAUCUUGAUCAUACUUGGGAAGUGAUUGUGUUUAAUUGUUCUCUAAAAUGUCAUCGGAACAAAAUUUGUUCUGUUAAUGAAUGCUGUGGGUCCUGCAGUGAGUGCUGGUCUAUAGCGGCAUUACCAUCUGCAGACUCGUGAAAGAACCCUCUAUAAAUGAACCAUCAGGACUGUUUCUAGACAGAAAAUUGUGGACGGGAUGUGUGCAUUCCAACAGGAGUGGGCAAAGUUGCUCAGGCUCUGUGUAUCAUUGGACAUAGCAACAUCGAUGCACAUUACAACCAAAGAGGUAGAAUAAUUCUCUGAAGUGUUGAGCAAGUUCUUAACUUUUUUCUGAGUACAUUUUUUUUUUGUAGAUAUAAAUGUGCAUAUUUUUACACAAUCAGCGACAUGAAUAUCCAAUUACACAGGGUUUGAGGUUCUCAAGCAAAAGUUUUGACUAUUGUCUUCUGGGUUGGGAUUUUGUAGAUGGUUACAGAGGAACUAUCACUUCCAUAAUUACCUCCUGUGAAAUGCUGGUAAUCACCUACAAGACCAUAAUGACAUGUACAUUUAAGUUUGAUUGUCUUUGUGACGUGUGUCAUGUUACUGUUUUUGUUUAUUUUGUGACAGUAAUUUUAUAUUGUAUACUGUUUGGAUGAUACGCAGCCCGUAGAACUGUUGGUCCACAGCUUGCCCACUCGUGACUGUCAGCUGGUAGCUGCUUCAGCCUCUGCUUCCAGAGAGAAGCGUAACUGUGUCAUUUUUAACAUAAACUUGUAACUUAUAGGUGGUGAAUUAUCAUUUGUAUAUAGUUUUUAUUGAGAAAUUUUAGCUGUGAGUAAUUGGUAGUAAUGUGUAUGAAAGAGAGUGUAAUAAGGGAAGAAUGCUUGAUGAAUAUAUUGAAGAAGUGAUUGUGUAAA
Zootermopsis nevadensis is the source of this 6755-nucleotide messenger RNA. Its product is annotated as solute carrier family 2, facilitated glucose transporter member 1. Gene Ontology annotation, molecular function: hexose transmembrane transporter activity. Gene Ontology annotation, biological process: monosaccharide transmembrane transport. Lineage: Eukaryota; Metazoa; Arthropoda; Insecta; Blattodea; Termopsidae. Gene Ontology annotation, cellular component: membrane. The record is from RefSeq and is a predicted model, not a curated record.